GCCAAACACACCGCCGCCGCCACCGCCGCCGUCUCACAACACGUUGUCACGUCGUCGCCGGUUCACUGUCACACGCGUAUCCGCCGCCGUCGUAACAAUAAUAAUAAUAAUAACAAUAGUUAACAAUAUUUUGUAAUAUUAUUGCAUCGUAAUAAACAAACACGUGGGGCGCUCGCCGACCAACCGGCCCGGAGACUCGCACGCGUUUUCUGAGUUCCUGUUUACCGUUUCGGUACGUCUCUUCGCCGACAGAAGAACAUCAGAUUGACAUUUUUACAGACCGGGAAUUGAUUGUUCUCAAAGGGAAACUAACUUGUCGCACAGGGAUGGCGUUUGAAACGAAUGAAACAGGCGAGGGUUGCAGUGAAAACAAACGUUGAAAUAAAUUGUCGUCAAGAAUUUCAAUCAAAAAUGUUCAACAGAAAUUUGAUUGUUGUUGCGUUGAUUUUUCUAUACGGCAAUCUAGAAGUAAAUUGUCAAAUGCAAGAACCAGACGAAAUAAUGCCUGAAUUUUAUGCGCCACUGGAAAAUUGGACGGUGACCCAAGGCCGAGACAUAUACUUUACGUGCACGGUGAACAAUUUGGGAAAGUACAAGGUAGCUUGGAUCAAAUCGGAUUCUAAAGCAAUUCUGGCCAUCCACACGAAUUUGAUUGCUCACAAUCACAGACUGACGGUCACUCACAAUGGACACAAUACUUGGAAAUUACACGUAAUUAAUGUUCAAAAAAACGAUACUGGAAGUUACAUGUGCCAAAUCAAUACGCAACCGAUGAUACUACAGACCGGGUACUUGGACGUGCGAAUCCCGCCAAACAUAUUGGACGAAGCAGACAUCGAGGGGCCGGGUAGCGCGGCCAUGGAAGGUGGUACCAUACGGUUACGGUGUAGGUCAACUGGGAAACCGGAACCAAAAGUUCAUUGGAAGCGCAAGGACAACCGUCAUAUUAUCAUCCGGUCCGACGGGGCUAGAGAAAAACAAGAGUCAGCCACUGUUAAGGGCGACACGUUGGAGCUUAGCAACGUGCAUCGGACCGAUAUGGGCAAGUACCUGUGCAUAGCCAAGAACAACGUUCCGCCGACGGUCAGCAAGGAAUUCAACGUUCAGAUACACUUUCAUCCGAUGAUCAAGGUGACCAAUCAACUGGUGGCCGCGCCGACCGGAAGCAACGUGCACAUUCAGUGUUACGUCGAAACCUCGCCGAAAGCCAUGCACAGCUGGGCAAAAGUAGACGGCGGCGAUCUCAUGCCCAACACCAAAUACAAAAUGUCGGAGACUCCUAUAAACGAAUAUUCAUUGCAAAUGGACUUGACCAUAACAAUUCUUGAACCCAAAGACUUUGGUGGCUAUCUGUGUAUAGCCAAAAACGCUUUGGGUAAAGCCGAAGGAUCCAUAAGGCUUCAAGAACUGCAUUUGCCCAGCGCUCCAACCACUUUGGAAGCGCCAGAACUGGAUUUGGAAAGAGACGAUGACGGAGAGUCAGCAGAUGCAGACGAAGAGAACUUGGUGCCUGUGGAGGGCGAACCUACAGCCGACAAUGAUAACCCAUCGUCGGACGACCAACAACAACAGGAGCAACAGAAACAAGCAUCAGUAUCCACAAAAAAACCUCCACAGGUUGUUUAUGGGGUUGGAAGUGGAGGUGGAAAUGGAGGUGGUGGAGGUGGCGGCGUCCGUCAUCAUGAUAACAAACAAAGACAUGGCUCUGGCAAGGGUUCCGGUUCCGGAUAUCCGGCCCGUUGGUUUCUAGUACUAACCGCCGUCGCCGUAGUCACACUGUUUAGGUCGCCAGCAAUAUCUCGGUGGUGACGACUCCGCUAAUGAGGAGACUUUUGUACGACGCUUAUCCGGUCAGUGUUCUCGACACUCAACAAUUCCUGAUCUAAGACAAUAAUCGAUUCAUUUUUUUUAAACAAUAUUUUUUUAUUUUUCAACCAUGGACCGUUUUAAUCUCUCAACCUUUUCAAAAAUAAAAAACCCAUCCUUUUAUUUAUAUAUAUACACACACACACACACACCUAAUACCUAAGGCUUAUAUAAUAUAGUAACAUAAUAAUAUAUAACAAUUAUAUAAUGUACAAUAUACACGGUUGACACGCGCCAUCGAUGCAUAAUAAAAUAUACAUUAUAAAAUUUAAUAUUGUUAUCAACCCGGAUUAAAUGGAAGUCAGAAUGAGAGGUGACAUGUCUCUGGGGGCCACAAACGUAAGCAUAUUUAUUCGUUACCCUAAAGUUUUAUCAAAUGGUUAUUUAUACAUUUCUUAAUACAAAAUACAGUGAUUUAAUUUUAUUAAUAUAUUAAAUUUAAAUAAUUUUAUUUUCAUAAUAUGUAUAAUGCCUAAGUAUACAGGUGAUUCACCGAGCAUGCUCCAACCCACAUUGUUUUCUUUAAUGACGCAUAUAUUCAAAAUUUGAUUUUCUGAAAUUUUUAAAUAAAGGUAGAUACUUAAAAAACAUAUUUUUAAAUCCUUGAGAUUUUUGUAUUUUAAUCUAAUCUAGCCUAAUACAAACUUCUGUGUUUUUCAAAUUACAACCCUCCUUUUAUACAGUAAAUUAUUUUGUAGAUAUUUAAAUUAGUAAAAUUUGGUCAUAUCAAAAUUUGAACAAGGAGUUUUUUAGUUAUUCGACCAUGUACACUAAAGAUAAUAAAUCCAUAAUAAUUAGUUUGGAAAAUAUGAAGGAUAUGAUUAUUUAUAAAUUUUAAUAAUUUAUUAAUUUAUAUUAAUCUAGUUAAUCUAUCAAUAUUUAUAAUUUAUAAAAAUAGUAUAGGUUUAAUAAACACUAGAUCCGAUAUUAUAUCUUAAAUAUAUUAUAUUAAACUAUACUAUAUUUACAUUUUAAAACCGGAAAACUACUCUUUGAAAUUUUUAAUUAGGUACAUCAAAAAUUUCAAAAAAAUUCCACUUAACAAUUUACAGUAAAAACGAGCUCUUAUUUGAAAAACAAAAGCUUGUAACACCAUAAAACUCCCCUUAAGUAGUACAAAAAGUUAAAAAAAAAAAAUCUUAAGAAUUUGUGAAUAAUAUGGUCAUUAAAUAUACUUAAAAUUUUAAAUAAAUUGGUGAUUAAAGGAAAAUAGGAGUGAGCAUACUUGGUAAAUCACUGUAAAUGAAUAAAUCCUGUAUAUGGCUAUAUUUACAUAUUAUUCUAUAGUUAAUAAACAAUUUAAAUAUUUAUAUGUAUUUUUGUGUAGCAUUGUAGUAUUUUGAUUUAGACUGUAAUGGUUAAUAACUAUAAAUUUAUGUAAAUGAACUAGAAUAUAUUUUACAGUUUUACACCAUUUUAGAACAUUUAUUAGGGAUAAGUCUAUAUUUUUAGAUAUAUUUUCGUCCAUUUAGGUUCACAGCCAACUAUAUCAAUCAUUAGGGUCUUCUAGAAGACUUUAGCUGAGCUUGAUUGUUUUUAUACUUGUGUUAUAUAAGUAUAUAACAUUGUAAUAUAUCGUACGUAUAUAAUACUCAGAAUCAACUCGUUCAUACCUAUUAUGAGUUGUCACUAUUAUAUUAUAAAGUUCGCUGGAAGAGCUGAACAUUUAAAUAGUUUACUAUAUACGCACAACAAGCGAUUGCUAUUUUUAGAACGUUCUAGUUAUGCAUACCAACUAUACGCUGCACUUCAAUCUAUUAUUUAGUAUGUAUAUGUAUAAUAUAUAUAUAUAUAUAUAUAGAGUGCGUCUAAAAAAUAACUCCCUGAUUUAUGGAAUUAAUAUGAACCAAACAAAGUCAAAUAUCAAAAAAUAUUUUUUGUUUAUAAUUUUUGUACAUAAAAUACCAUUUUAUAUCAAUUAAAAAAAAAAUUAUAUCACUUAAGUGGUGGACCUCAUUUCUAAGCCUUUCUCAAUAGUUGUCUAUGGGUUAUUUCGGACAUGAUGCCAACAAUUUUCUGGACUAUAUUAACUCCAUUCAAAACUUCUAAAGUUUGGGGAUGAUGUUGAUACACUUACGCUUUAAGAUAACAUCAGAGAAAAAAAUCACAUGGCUCAAAUCUGGUGAACAUAACGGCUAUCCAAUGUCACCACGCAAUGAGACAAUAAAAAAUAUUUCUUGAAGAAUACCGAGUGAACGAUGAGCUAUGUGUGAUAAAUACUAACAAUAGCGUCGGUAAUAGUUUUUGUUGAAGUAAAUAUUACUAAUGCAUCUCCAACCCAAACCCAAACUACAAGCUCAUAAAAACCAGGGAAUUUUUGCCACACCCUUUAAGUACAUAAUAUAUAUAUAUAUUAUAAUUAAUAAUUUUGAUUGAUUCUAUUCUAAUACUUGCUACUGUACAAAAAGUUCGAAAAUUGUAUUUUUUUUUUUUUUUUUUUUUUUAAUAUACGAUAUUUAAGUAACAGAUUAUUGAAACAUUAAAUUAUCACCUCCAAAAUAUUAUCCACGCUGUUUGCCAUUUUUGAGGACGUUUUCCUAUUUUGCGAUGAAUCAUAUUACACAAAUAUUUUAAAAUGUCCUAAUGAUCUAAUAAAAGACCAUCCUACCCCCACGUACUGUUUACCUUCGGUAACUAUACUAUCUAUACCUUACACGAACAUGUGCCAGAAACUAAGAUUUUCAUGGACAUAUAUUAUAUUAAAAUAUAGUCAGCCAACACAUAGUAAAUCGCUUCCGGUGGACUUGUGACAUAACUUCCUUAUUAAAACGCUUGAAGUCUAUUCAAAAAAAUUUUAUCCUAAUAAUACGUUUAUUACUCGUUAGUAUAAGUUAGUUAAACUACAACCGUUUAAAUGCCACUUAUAUUUGACAUGUACAGAUAUUAUAAUUAUAUUCUAAUUACAAUAUAUCUUAAAAUAAUUUCACUAUUGUUUUAAUAUUAUAAUAGUUAAUAUUACAAUGUUAAUAAAACAUUAAAAAUAAUAACAAUACUAAAUAAUUCGCGGUAAAUAAAUAACUUGACAUACUACGGUUAGGUUGAAUUAAUUUAUAUUAAAUAAAUCAUAAUAUAAAUACAUAUGAUAGAAGUAUAUUUUUUAAUAUACAAUUUUUAUCAAUUCAAGUAUUUGAGUGUAUUCAAAUUAAAAAUUCGUCGUAUCCGUGGUGGGUGUUAAGCAUUUACAAUAUUCACUCAAGACGUGCUAAUGACGAAAAAAGUAUAUUGUACAUUUUAUUAUUACUAUUAGGUACUUAUUUGAUUUUAUUAUUUUUUCUAGCAAUUAGCAGUGUUGAAAUUUUACAUAUAUGUAUAUUCAAAAACAUUUCAAUUUUUGAAUACAUUUUCAAUAAAACAUUAGUACCAGUUAAUAUUAACUGUUUUUUGUUCUCCAAAAGAACAUAAAAUAAUGAAAAAAAUAAUAACGAAAUAAAAAUAAUAUAGUGAAAUAAAAUUACAAAUAGUUCUCGUAAAUCAGAUCGUUAUUACAAAUAUACGUGUAUAACAACGAUAUUAUCAUAAACGUUUUAUUUUUUAGACCAAACAUGAUGGAAAAUAUCUAUUUACCGCAAAAUACAUUAAUUGACUGUAUCGUUCGCAAGGCUCGUCAACUUUUAAACAUAAUACGUUCUUAUACCAACUUUAAAAUCAUAAUUAAAAAGGAUCAAAAAAUCAAACUUCAUUCACAAAAAACGUAUCGACCAAAUUUGUGUUUCAUGGUGAACAGACGGUAUCUACCCCGGUGGUCCGGUACCAAUAACAUAAACAAUAUAAACAUCAAACAUGUAUUAUAUACAUACGAUAUAAUAUUCACAAGCGCAUACGUCAUUAUAAUAUUAUAAUAAUAUAUACAAUACAAGUUAAUAGAUGUAAUUGAUUAAAAUGUAUUAUGGUAUUGUGAUAUUACAGUUUUCUACUGCUAUUAUGAUGUAUGUAUAAGUAUAAUAUACAGUAAAACAUUACAUGAUUAUUAUUUCAUUAUUUCAUAAAACGCCGAGUUUGAUUAGGGAUGUCGUCAAUCCUCCGGCUGUGACAUACUAUGUAUAAGCAUAAUAAUUAUUAUAUAAUUAUUACGAGAUAUAUUCGACUCUCCCGCGCGCGACAACGAUAACGAUUAAAAAACUCAUAAGACAGCGUGCGUUUUCGAAAAUCUGUGCACACUGCACCUACAAUAUAACUACCUAUACUUACUAUAAUCACAUUAGCUCAUCUGUCGCUCAACAAUUACACGCUUAAAAUAUACAUUAUAACGAGU
Molecule: messenger RNA, 6118 nt
Organism: Rhopalosiphum padi (bird cherry-oat aphid)
Lineage: Eukaryota; Metazoa; Arthropoda; Insecta; Hemiptera; Aphididae
Product: lachesin-like
Exons: 10
Coding region: 343-1809 (488 amino acids)
Cellular component (GO): neuron projection
Source: RefSeq, a predicted model, not a curated record